CAGAUCUAGAGUCAUCAAGACCCAGACGCAGCCGCCUGCUGCUCCACUUUUUCACGCCUCCAACCACCCCCUCUCCCUGUCUCUCGUGGCCGAGGAAAGGAAUAUGGCCAUGGAGUCGGAUGGGAAAUUUUGCAGAGGUGAUGCCUCCCCCCUCCCCCUCUCUGCGAAAAAAGGAGGUACGGAGGGCGCCCCGACGAAACCCAAUCCUGUCACGCCGUCGUAUUGCGGUAAAUAAUCCUUCCUUUGCAUCUUUUCCGUGUAUAUAUAGAGUAAUUUGUUUUUCCUCUGAUCCUGCAGGUUCUUUAAGCUGGGACGUCACAGAUGCAUACCAACCCAAGAUGACAGGCGCACCUGCACGCUGUCACUGGAUCUGCACCAAUGGAUAGAUUGGUGUUUUUUUUCCUUUCUCUGCAGAAAGCAAUGAUUUGUGUUUCCCAGCUAGCCUGUAGCAAAACAGGUUUUAUCGAAGGAUUAGUAAUUGUAUUUUUCAGCGGAAAAGGAAAAGAGGAAGGCUGUGUCCUCGAAUUUUUGGAUCGAUUGAUGUUCAGAAGGAGGAGACGGUUUUAUUUUCUUCUGCUGCUGGAAAGGAGGUUGGUUGCUUGUCUAAAUUUAAGGUCUUGAUUGUUUCAUCUCUAUCUGUUUUAAAGGACGGGGUGUUCAUUGCUGCAAAAUUUCCAGCUCGCUUAUACUCCGUAUUGGUUGCGGUCUGACGAAAUCAUCUAAAGAAAGGACAUAUGAUGAGAAAAUGCAUUCACAAGUAUUUGAGGGGGGCAUUGGUUCACGUGGCCUUCAAGGGAUAUAUUUGGAUAAAAUUUCCUAGCCCUCCAAAGGCAUAUUCGUAAGUAACGUCAACAACAUAAUAUUUUGGUUAUAAAAGUGAACAAAUGGAUGAGGAUCAUAGAUCAAACAGAUGUCUCUGCAUGUUAGAUGUAGUAUUUUUAGGUGUGGCUAGCUCUCAUCUAGAUGAGAAUUAACUAAAUCUCAACCAACUCACAGAGACAUUCACUUCUAUUUUUUCCUUUUUUUUAAUAUUUUGUUUCUUGGCUUUUUACUAUAUUUUUUUCUUAGAAAAUACAUAUGUGUAGUUGAUACAUGGUAAACUCAUAAGCUUGCUCCUGUCGCCGCCAAAUGACAAGGGUGCAUAUCAAAGUUCUAAAUGCACCGUAAAAAAUAAUCAAAGUUCUAAAUAACGUGCUAUCUCGGCAUUAAGAUAAAUUUAUAGGAAAAAUAUGAACAUUCACAAUACCAAAUCAAUAUUGUUAGAUGCAUUAUGAAAUUAAUUUUCAUACUAUAUAAUUAUUAUCGUAUACGUUGAUAUUUUUUUAAGAUAAAUUUGGUCAAACAUUGAGCAGCUUGACUUCAAACAAAUCUUAUAUGCCCAUCCGGCGGCUUGAUUUUGGUUUCUUGGUGCCUUACUCAUUGUUGAAUUGCUUCAUAGUUCUUCACUGUGAGCAAGCUCCGAUCCGCCUACUAUCUUUCAAUUUUUCUACAAAGCUUUUUCCUUUGUAAUUAUAAUGCUAUUGUAUCCUAGCCGAUUGAUGGUUUCAUUAAUUUAAAAUUGGGCAUUUGUGCCUUUUCUCUACAAAGAAAUAAUUCUCACGGGGGCUACUUACGUUUUAUAACUGAAAAUGAGUAACCGUAUGCAAAUGUAAUAUUGACGAAGGUAUCUAAGUCCCACUGCAAAAGAAAUCAUCAAUUGUUUAUGGCAAAGAAAAGGCAGUAACUGGGUGGGCUACAUUGCAGUUUAAAUGGGCCAAAUUUGGGCAGGCCUAGCCUUUCUGAAGCCGAGCCAUUCGGUUGGUCUCUCCAUCGUGUCAUCACUUUCCCUAACGCGACUAUAUCUGGGAGGAGGAGGAGGAGGAGGCGGCGGCGGCAGCGGUUAGGAAGCAAACCCUAGAGCGAUGGUGGCACGAAUCUGGCUGGCCAGCUUCCUGUGCCGGAAGAAGCCCUCCCCCCGAGUGCUGACCGCCGGGUGGUGCCCCCCCCUCGGCUACUUCACGCCACGGCCCUGCCCCCGAGUGCUCACCGCGGAUCCCUGCCCCCCCCCCCCCCCCCCCCCCCCCCUCGGCUACUUGCGGCCACGGCCCUCCCCUCGACUUCAUACCGCCGACGGCUCCUCUCCACUUGGCUUGACGCCACGAUCAGCAGAUGAUGGGGAAAGGAUCAAGCUGAAAUUGCAGUGGCUGAGGUAUUGGCUCUCUGUUGGGGAAAAACGUUCAAAUGAUAUGCACCUUAUGACUGGGAGCUUCUUGAAUCUGGAGGGCAUCACCCCUGUUGAUGAUUCCAGAUAUAAUGCAGAGGAAAGCGACACACGUGCUGAUGUGGUGCCUGAGAUUGCUGAUGUUUGCUCCAAUGCUCCUGAACGAGAUGAUCCACCUGCAGGCCUUAUUAUCAGCAGGUCUUCUGGACCGGGUGCACUUUUGCAUCUUGGAAGGAAAAGAUCAUCAUGUACCUCAGUUGAACAUACAUGUUCUAGGCGCCUUAGUAGCAAUAGUCAGAUGCCAGAUUUCACAGUUGUCCAAGGCAACAACCUCUCACUCCUUGGUCAAAUUGAUGCAGAUAUAGUGGAAGCGGAAUCUGAGUUUACUGAGGCUGAAGUGAGGAAAAGAUACCUGAAGCAUGUCGAGCCUCAGUUGUUGUCCAGAGGCCUCGUUCUCCCCGGGAAGCUGAGUCACAGUACAACAGCCUUUGUGCACCGCAGAACCCAAGAAAUUACUGGCCACAGGCCAAAAUACAUGAGCAUUCUCGAUGUUAUGGGACAUGAGAAAAGAAUGAAGGAGGAUGAAUGGCAUUUCUUCCUGAAGGAUAUGAUCAAGACAAGAGUGUACGUGGUUGAGAAUUGGAGCUCUUCCCUUUGCCGUGUCGUGUCUCUGACGUAUGAUUAUGGCAUCGUUAGUCCCGAUGAGGGUCCAGAUGUGGAAUUCUUCAAGGCGGAAUGUGACGCAGCCUACUGUGAGAAGAAGCAGCAGGCUGAGUUGUCAUUUUUUAUCUUUAAAGGAAAGCAGAUAAUUCAUUGUCAGGUUCAUCAUGAGGUGCCCUGCAGGUCUUCUGUGGUGGCAGAAUGCUAUGCGGCUGCUGCUUGUCUUAUAAAAGCCAAGGAACUUGGAAUAGAGAACCUUGUCAUAUACAUGGACUGCAAAGAUUCCCAUGGCGUUUUAAGUGGUGAGCGGAAUAUUAGACCUGAUGAUGUAAACAUGGGAGUUUUUCUGAUGUUGAAAAAACAUCAAAACGCCCUUGAAAGGGUGGUGCCUGUGUGGAAGGAGCGUGAGCUUAACCAACUCGCGGAUGAUCUUGUAACACUCGACCCGAGAACCACCCUUGAUCCUAUGUUCCCACAGCAAGCGAUGGAGAGAUGGAAGCAUCCCCUGGAGGGUUAUCCAGUGUUCAGAUAUAAGCAAAAAAACGAAGUUGAAACCAUCACCAGAGGAUUUGGUAUGUAUCUGCAGUUUCAUAUAGUUUCAAUAUAAGUGGUAGUUUGCAUCAUACAUGGUAGGUUAUAUGGUUCAUAGCUAUAAUCUGACAACCUGCUGUUCUGUUCACUUCAAUCCAAUACUUGCAUCUCAUUGAUUAGAGCAUUUUUUAUACCCUACCACGCACCAUGGUCAAUUUUGGAGGAACAACAAGUGUUUCUAGUUUGAGCGCUUGCCAUUUGCUGCAUCAUCGACACGAAAUAACAAUAUUAUUAAACUGCAAAGCUUAUUUUCUUUCCAAAUCAGUGAUUAUAAUAAUUACUAUAACAUUUUAUGUAUUGUAGGAAUUAUAUGCUUCUUUUUAGAAAAUGAAUCAUUCUCCUCUUUAGGUAAUAAUUAGUUUGUUCAGCCUUCUGAAUUAAACCAAUUCAAGCUGUUCCUAUUUUUUGAUCAUUUAAAUGAGGCACUGCCAUGUGAAAAUAUGUAUUUGUUUUUGCUGCAAGUCUUCUCAACCAAGAAAACAGUACAAGCACAUAAAAUCCUACAAGAACGGAGCAUUGCAUUGACCAUAUUGUGUAAUUAUUAUAACCAAUAUCUCCAAGAAGCAAAAUAUUUCCUACUUACUCAUUGGGGUUAUAAAAUUUAUAUUGUUGGUAAAUUUGAUUGUUUGGCUGGCUUGCUCGAUGGGUUUGAUCCGGACGACCUGUAUGUGUCUGCCAUGAGUUUGCCAAAAAGCCCAAAGACCUCCAGUUGAAAUUUGAGGAGUUCUUUGAUGGACCGGGACGCGAUGUGGUUGGAGGAAUUACGUUCUUCCACAAGGGCAAGGAGAGUGAUACUAUGAAGAAGGACAAGGGAAGACGUCUCUCAGUUUGUUUUGAUGCCAAGCUCUGGGACGUAUCCUUCCACCACAAUCUGACGGUCGUCCUAUUUGCACCAGGAGAGGCUGAAACACUGGGGAGGCAACACAAUCUACGAAAACUCAGCGCACUGGACUAUGUGCGCUUCAACAAGGAUGUGCGCUUCAACAAGGUGUCAUGAUGUGUCAUGUGUUGCCACAGCCUUGGGAUUAGAGAAAAGUCUUUGUAAUAUGCUAGCCACUGAAACUUGUUUUGGGAGCCUGUAGCAUGUCGUGCCGUGUGAUGGUCUCGAAGGCUAAGGGGUCUUUGGAUUGUGACUAUGUUUGCCAUAUUAUUUUUGCCACACUUGCCUAAGUAGCCUAACUUGAGUUAGCUUAAAUUGUUAGCCAUACUUUGGCUUGCCUAAUGGAAUCUUGCCAUAUUUUUUCUGUC
Aegilops tauschii subsp. strangulata is the source of this 4699-nucleotide messenger RNA. RefSeq lists its product as uncharacterized. Lineage: Eukaryota; Viridiplantae; Streptophyta; Magnoliopsida; Poales; Poaceae. The record is from RefSeq and is a predicted model, not a curated record. Gene Ontology annotation, molecular function: RNA-DNA hybrid ribonuclease activity; nucleic acid binding.